AUGUGGGCCGCCUAUCAGGCACCUGCUAAGCAGAGUAUAAGACCGAGCUCGUCGGCCGACCUCCAGCUAGCAGACCCUCGUUUCUCUGGAUCUUCGUGCUUCAGCUCUCGCGCAUUCUGGGUCCGGCCAGUUAGCCAACGAAAGGGCCAAGAGAGGCAGAAACGCCAAUCUGACACGGAUGAGCUCCUUUUGGUGUUAAAUGCACCAGCCUUAUUUGCUGGUUCGGGCGUCAGCAGGACAUUCUUCCCUCUCAUCGUUGAUUCCAAUACGAGAUUCUUCCCAUUCUUGCUGGCAACCAUCCUCUCUCUAUCAAUGCUGGCUGGUCGAUGUGCGUGA
This is a messenger RNA of Nannizzia gypsea CBS 118893, 336 nucleotides long. RefSeq lists its product as hypothetical. Lineage: Eukaryota; Fungi; Ascomycota; Eurotiomycetes; Onygenales; Arthrodermataceae. The transcript has a single exon. Bases 1 to 336 code for a protein of 111 amino acids. The record is from RefSeq and is a predicted model, not a curated record.